Molecule: messenger RNA, 4045 nt
Organism: Zonotrichia leucophrys gambelii
Lineage: Eukaryota; Metazoa; Chordata; Aves; Passeriformes; Passerellidae
Gene: TMEM40
Product: transmembrane protein 40
Exons: 14
Coding region: 2380-3252 (290 amino acids)
Source: RefSeq, a predicted model, not a curated record
ACAGAAGGGUACAGAAUGAGAAAAAAAUUUCCAAAAAUCAUAGUAAGGUACAACAUGAUCUACUCAUGAUUCCACAAGCUUUCAUAGCAAAAUCUCAGGCUUUGUCCCAGCCAAAAGCAAACAUCUUUCACCUGAUUUCAGCAUAACAGGGUGUUACUGGUUCAAUGAUGGUCUGGAAGGUUAGGAAGUGAGUUGUAUUCACUGUUUAUUGCUUUUUUCUUCUCUCUCAAGUCUCAUAGUUUAAAAGUAGAAAGGUAGCUGUAAACUACCUGUAGCCUGCAAAGUACAGCUGGCAGUGAGGCAUAAUCCCCCUGCACUUACCUGUGCUUCACAGGCUCACAACAAUCGUUGAAGCAGACUUUAUUUAAAGCAAAAUAAGUAGCAAGUAAGUAAGUAGCACAGGAGGGAGUAAUUUAACCACCCCAUUGGAUGAAAGUCAGGGUAGGGCAAGAGGAGUCAUGGGACUGUUUAAAUCUGUCAGAAAUGUGAUGACAUAAUGAGCAAUAACUACUCUGUGUUCCAUCACUGGGCCCCUCCUACACUCACUUAGCAAUAUUUCUACAUUUCUCAUGCAACCUGCCUGUGUGACAAAUCCACACACCCAUUGCACCCAAUUAGUGUCAAGCAUAAGAGCUGCUCUGCCUGUGUCUCACCUCUCUAAACCCCUCCUGGAAGCAGUUUUCCCAGCAUACAAAGAAUAAAUCACCAUUCUCCUUAAUCUCUCAGAGGACAGUUCCCAAAUAAUGGCCGGGUAAACACAUGUAAUACAUGAUAAAGCAUUAUAAUCUUCCCAGCAGUAGAUGCAGGGUAUUUGCUGCUUUAAGUGUUCAGUGUUACAUGUAAUUAAAAAUGUCAGGGGAGGUGAGACAAGGCACUUGAAUAGGCACUUGUAGAAAAGUAGUGGAAUACCUGACUUAAAAACCACAAACCUCAAUCCUUUCCCCCUCUAAAAAAUACAAAAACUCCACAGCAAACAGCCAAACAAACUGUUAAAAAUAAAUGCACACCUACUUUAGUAGGUAUAACUUACUUCACCCGUGUCCCAGUCACUCCAGAAGCAUCAGGAGAUGAAGAAGUGAGGAGAGCAGAGGGAGGGAGUACAAUCCUUCCUGGGCUACCAACUGCACCAGGGUCAAACCAUUAGCUGAAUAUGACAAAUUACUUUCAUGGCCACACCUUGUGGAAUCAACAGCCACUGUGCUAUUGGAGUGUCCCAAGGAGUCUCCUUUGACACUGGCUGUCACUCCUCACAUACAUUUUCAGGUGAACAAACAUCUGCCACCUUGUGCUGUGGUGCACUGCAGGAAUUUAUCCCCUCCUUUCCUACUCCUGUUUCCUUGUGGUGGAGGCUGGCUGGCUCAGAAAGCAUCACCUGCCAGUGAGGGAGCAGCUGUCCUGAACAGCAAACAGCCCUGGGUGGCUGCAGAUACUGUUGUGCUAUAAGAUGUGUUCACAGGGGCUGAGAAGGGCUGGAGGGGAGCACCAGUGUCCUUACAGUGGGUAUUGGAUGAGCAGAGCCACAGGGUCUGUGUUGUCAGCACCCUCUGUGGCUGCUGGGGACAGGUGGGGUGGAGGGCACGUUUCCCUUUGCUACCACUGGCCCAGCUGCACAGGCAGUCCACCUGUGCCAUCCUGGGAUGCCCUGAGCAGGAGGGGAGCGUGCCUGGCCUUCCACACCCUCAUCAUGGUGUCCCUGCUUAGCUUUAGCAGAGCCCAGGCCGCUCCCCACAGAGCAGAUUCUACAUCCCCAGUGCCCUCCUCAUGUCCCAGGGAGGCCAAACAAGCGGGGCUGGGGUCUCCUGAUGUCCCAGGGAGGCCAAACAAGCGGGGCUGGGUCUCCAGCCUGAGCAGGGGCUGUGUUGGAGCAGCCACAGGCAGGAGUGAGGGGUCCUGGCUGCUCAGGGCUGCUGAGGGCCAUCACUGCCUGAGGCUGGCUGGGAGCUGCACAGCUCCUCUCUCUGUGCCAGUGGGACUGGCCCAUGGGCACAUCCCCGGGGCUCAGGGACAUGGGGACACGCCUGCAGUGUGACCUCAGCAGCCACAGGACAACGGAGCCGCCGCCGCUCAGCCGUGACUCAGGGGAGGCCACGUGAGGCCCCGGCCCCGACGCUUCCCUGGGCUGGGAUCCCUGAGCCAGGAUCCUGAACCACCACACGGCCCUGCAGCUGCAUUUGACAACAGGAAGGCAAGCAGAAGGGUAGCAGAGUUAUUACCACAGCCCGAGGAGCCUGGAGCAGGAAGGUUUCAAACGGAACUGGUGUGGAUCAGCUUUUGUUGUCUCACAGGAAGAAACUCAGCUUUCACCACGGCCACGGCCCUCCAGGACGUCUUCCUGUGGAACCAACAGCUAGGACCAACCUGAGACUUGCAGGCACAGCAAUGGAGAAUUUGGAUGUCCCAGUCCCAGAUCUUACUGAAGAACAGCAAGACAUUUUUCAGAGAGCUUUUGCUGCUGAUGCCAAUUACUUGGAGAAUCAUGAGAAAAUGAACCAGUCCUUCUGGGAAUCACUUGUGAAAUGCUUGGCCACUACUGACCCACCUAUCCUCAAUACUGAAGAAAAGAACAAUCUCCUUAACAGCUGUGAUGACCUCCCUGGAGGCUGUGCUGCCUGCCUGAAAGCCAUAGAGAAGAAAGGAGCCAGGGCAAUGGUUCUUCUUUACCUUUUGCUGAAGACUUCCAACCCAUCUGGGUACACGCAGCUGCUCAGCUCCAAGGGAAAGGAUGAAAAAUUGAAACUCCUGAAGAGUUUGGAAAGGAAUUUUCUAUAUUCAGAAGAGGACAAAAAGUCUGAAAACUCAGCCCAGGAGUCCAUGGAUGAAGAUACACAAGACAGUGAUGAGGAAUAUUUAAGAAUAAGAAUACAGAAGAUUGAAGACCAGUUACUUGGAGGAAUACCAGAGGAGGUGGUUCCCUACAGAGAUUCAGAGAUUGCCAGAAGAGAAGAUUCAGAUGUAGAUGCUUAUGAGGAGAGCACUCACCCCCCUCAGUGCACAGUACGGUGGAUGGGCAUACGGAAGGAUGAUGAAUUCUUUCAUUUUGUCAUUCUUUGCUUUGCAAUUGGAGCUUUACUAGUUUGCUACUACUACCACAAAGAUUGGACUAUUUCUCUUGGGAUUGGUUUAAUCACCUUUGCUUCCCUGGAAACCACUGGGAUAUACUUUGGUCUAGUGUACCGAAUUCGGAGUGUCCUUGACAGUUUUGUUCCUCUGAUUGACAGAUUCAGGCCAAGAGGCAUGAGGAAAGCUGCCUAGGAGGAGUAUUUCAGGAGAGUUCCCCAAACCUGGCUGUCCAGAUUUCCAGUACUAAAGGAACUGCUUUAUGAGGUGAACCUAACAACCAAAUGGCCAAUGUGAAAUACUGAAAUGUGAAACCUCUGAAAAACAUCACUCCUUUCCCUCCAAAAUAAACCUGAAACUGAAGUACAGGGCCCCCUCUGGAUUCUGAAGUGGUUUGGGGCUCAGCAGAGCUUGGAAGACAAUGGAAAUACAGCUUUGUGUUCAAUUCCAUUGAAACACAAACAGCCACCUUCCCUGCCCCAGGCAGCCACAUGCUGGUGCAGCUCUCGUUUUACAAACCUCAUCAGUCUGCCUGUGCUGUAGCAGAACCAACAGACCAAUGGCCUGUGCUGGUUCUGGCUUAGGCUCUGGCUGUUUCUGUCGGCAUUCUGGCCUCCUGCUCCUCCCCCUGGUGCUGCCCAGAGCAGGCAGAGGCGGGCCCUGCUCUCCCAGCUGAGCCCCGCGGUGCCGGCACUGGGGCUGAUGAAUCCAUUGGGGCAGAACUCGGAGCAGGGGCGGGCAGUGGUUCCACCCGAGGAGAGCUGGGGAGAUGUUACAGGCACUGACAGAGUGCUGCAGUAAUGAGAUUGUUAUUAACAACAGCAGAUUUCAUCUUUUCUCAGGGGAAAACCAAAGUGUUUGAUUUGACUCAUCCUCCAACCUUUUUCUUUCUUUGAGUAAAAUAAACAUGAAACUUUAACAUUAUAGGAUGUGUUACACAUUGCAAGAAUGCAACCAUAGGAAGACUGCAACAAAGCUACAUUUUAAG